AUGGGGCGACGGAAACCUACGCAACCCGUGGAAACGGAGGUGAUGCAGCGGCACCAGAGCGCGUACAAGCGACGCGGAUCCUUUACUGCAUGCAACACAGGUCCUAACCAAAACAAGAACAGUGGCAACCAAGAACCUAGCGGUGGUGGUGGCGACCUGGCUCGUGAGCACAAUAGCCACCUCAGUCGCAACGGGCUCAAUAAUGGCACCUCCUUCCGCCGUCUUCCUCAGGACCAGGGUGGCGGCGGUCCGGCACCCUAUACAAGCUUUAACUUUGUCUCACCACCCCAGCAGCAGCAGCAGCAGCAGUACUUCCAUCAGCCGUCACCACAGUCGUAUGACAAGUAUUCGAGCCAGCCCACACAGAAUGCCCAGGGGCAGCCAUACUUGCCGUACGGUGGCAACUACGAGUCGCUCCCGCCGCAGCAGCUUAUCCAUCUUCGCAAUCUACCACCGCUUCCUCACGUAAUGACUCCUCAAGGUCCGAUGGCGCCGCCACCUCUGUAUCUCUUUGCCAUGCAAGGCUGCCCCCUUGCGCCCGGCAUGCCACCACAGCAGCAGCGACAGCGUUGUGAGCCGCCAGGCAGCAGUAAUAGAGCCGUGCCUCCGCAGCACUAUGCGGUGAGCGGCAACGCCAUGCCUUCUGCACUGCAGCCGACGCUGGCAAGACGACCAUCGUUUAUUGCGACGAAGGGCAGAACGGUAAACAUAGCCCCCAACGCAGUACCGCCGACUGUAGUCGAUCCACGAGCAGGAACCACUGAUGGUACUCGCUUGACCCGUGCGCACAGCAUCCUCAAACACACCUCCAGCUUCAAGAAGCAGGCGCAUCCCACUUCAGAGGGCGCCAAGGUGGUCCAGAAAGAGCUCACCAUGGACCAGCGACUUCAUGAGCGGGAACAAGAGCGGCAGCGGUUGCAACAGGAGAUGCAGGCCCGCAUGGCUUCCGAGCAGUCUGCACGAGAGCAGCGGCUUCGUGAGUUGCAGCACCGUAAAGUGCCGCAGAACGUUGUACCAGAGUCGUUGGCGAAUGCCUCUCCACGCGUGCAGGCGGGACUGCCGAAGCCGGGUUUUCACAGUGGGGACAGUGUCUCGGAGAGUUGCCGAGUGCCGGCCUCCAAGCCCGUUCCUUCGUCCCAGCCGCCGACUUCGGUUCAGUCGCUGCCGGGUCGCCCGACAGGGAGCGUGCCGUUCUCUAAGGCGUCGCAGAGGCAUCCGGUGUCUAAAUUGGUCGCCAGGUCGCCCUCCAGCGGAGAAAGCCCUGGUAUGGCGGCGCUCGUAGAAGGCCACAGCAACUUGCCCGCUUCUGACGGAGCAGAUAACCUCACGAUGCUCGACCCCAAAGGCAAUGGCAGGGUGGCGGCGUCGGGUGGUGGGGCCGCAGCCGUGGUGGCGAAAAGUAAAGGCCCUGCUCGUGGUGCCAGCGCUACCGCUACUGCGGAGGCACCGGCGGUGGCGAUGCAGCAGCUCUGGCACCGCUGCCUGUCCCUCGCCCUGUACGAGAUUCCGCUGCGCUGCAGGAAGACGGUGAAGAACGACGAGGAACAUAUCGAUGACUCGAAGUUCCCUGUGCGACUCUUUGGUAGCACGCUACGCGUCACCGACGCAGUGACGCAGACGUCGACUGAGUACCAACUCGAUGAGAUCGUCACGCAUCGACGAGGUUCUACCAAUGUAGAGUCGAACCUUCUCGAGAAGGUAGGCGAGGUACUCAUCGAGGGCUACAGUGCGUCCGUCCUGAGCCUCGACUCGAAGGGACUUUGCAAAUCUACUUCUGCCUUCGACAGUGCUGCGUGGCUUGCUAAGCAGCGUCUGCUCAUGAACGUGUUGCGUAGGGUAAAGGGGAUGCAGUCCGUCUACAGCGAGCGGGUUGGCAGCGGCGACUUCUUCGAGGCAGCGUUUUCCUUCGCAAUUGUCAAGAAGGUGUCGUCCCAACAAGCGGCGGAGUGGAAUAUUACGAGUGUGGCCACUGCGCAACGGACGUACGGGGUUGUGGACCUUCUUCAGCCAGAACCAACAGUUGUUCAGUUCAAGAUGGAUGGCUGCCUCCUGUUUGGCCACCGCAUCGCCGGCGUCGAGUACCGCGCACUUCGCAGCGAGGCAGAGUUCAAGACCGUGCUGACGAGUGCGCAGGUCAACGCCAACAUCGUACUUGGCCGCCUGGCCGACGCUGUCGCCGCUGACCCCGACAACGAGGCCGCAGCAAAUGAACAAGAAUCUGUCCUUCAGGUAAUAACGUGUGUGCUGACGCACCGCAAGACCGGCCCUGUCUCGCUACAGGAGCAGAUGGCGGAGCCUGCCGAGGCGGUCUACAAGCGAGAGGCGGAGAAGGACGUCAUGUCCUCUGAUGACGAAGAUGACACGGACCUGCCUACAGCGUUUCGGUCGCACAACGUGCCGUCUGGGAGCAGUGACAUAAUUAUGAACUGUCUAACUUGCAUUGGUGCUCAGCAGAGCCACGGCCUGUGGGCCGCUGCACUGGAGCGCAACCAACGUAUCGUUCCCACAGCCCUUUUCGAGACCGCCUUUGGCGGUCCGGCAUACACGGUGAUUCUCGCCAGUAUGGAUCCCACCAAGGUCGAGUCUGCCGCGGCACUUGACACGCAGUCCGCCAUGUCCCUCAAACUACACCGCCGCCCCCUUAACGGGUCUGCUCGCCGCUUUAUCCAAUGCUCCAAGUACGUGACAGGGGCCCUGCAGACGAAGUUGAGCGGCACAAUUCCCCCAUCCGACGCGCAGCAGCGCGACUUGAAGGCUGAGAUUCACAAGCGCGCUAUGGGACUCGAUUCGCUGGGCGAAAUGCUGAGUUCCUUCGAAACGAAUGGAUUCAGCGUAUCAGGCACCACCUCGUUUGCCCAGGUGCACCGCGCAGAAGCAUGCGCACGCAAAAGUUAA
This is a messenger RNA of Leishmania braziliensis MHOM/BR/75/M2904, 2895 nucleotides long. RefSeq lists its product as hypothetical. The record is from RefSeq and is a predicted model, not a curated record. NCBI's taxonomy places the organism in Eukaryota, Euglenozoa, Kinetoplastea, Trypanosomatida, Trypanosomatidae. The transcript has a single exon. The coding region runs from base 1 to 2895 and encodes 964 amino acids.